This is a messenger RNA of Paramisgurnus dabryanus, 1706 nucleotides long. Lineage: Eukaryota; Metazoa; Chordata; Actinopteri; Cypriniformes; Cobitidae. The record is from RefSeq and is a predicted model, not a curated record.
CUGAUUGGCCAGCAUCUUGACUACGGAAAUCGGUGUGCUGCGUUUGGCUGCUGUUUUAGCGUUCAUGGAUAUGAAUGCUGUAAACAUGUGGUAAUUUUUGCAUAUUUCAUAGCGACACAAUAAAGCAAUUAAAAAAGUCUACAGCUUUUUCAAAAUGGAAGCAGAUGGUGGUGCCAAUGUGAGAGAUGAAGAUGUGCCUCUUCAAAACCAAGACCUGAGUGUUGUGCUGACGUCAGUUACUGAGGUUCUGUCUGACUAUGGCUGGUAUCUUUUGUUUCUCUGUGUGGGAGUCUACCUCCUUAUCCAGCAUCUCAGUAAGAAGCGAUCCAUUCUGAAUCAGAGCCAACCUGGCGCAGUGGUGAACCAAGACCCAGUAUCUGUGGUGAGACGUCAGGAAUCCCUUGAGGCAUCGAGGCAGAGAAUGCAGGAAGAACUCAAUGCCAGAGCUGAAGAAUUUAAAGAGAGGCAAAAAAGGGUUGAGGAGGAGAAAAGAAGACAGAAAAUUGAGAUGUGGGAGAGUAUGAAGGAUGGAAAGAGUUACAAAGGAAAUGCAAAAGUUGCACAAAACACUGAAGAAGCCACUUCCUCCACCGUUUUGAAACCAAAGACAGAUAAAAAGCUCCGUAGUGGUGGAUAUAAUCCUCUUGCAGGAGAUGGAGGAGGAACUUGCUCCUGGAGACCAGGCAGGAGAGGGCCUUCCGCUGGUGGAUGAGGUUAAAUGAGGGUCAGACUGAUCCUCUGACCCUUUGACAUAGGAACACACAAAUAGUAACUGAAUGAAGCUGUCUGCAGUCUUUAUAGUACAUAUGGUUAUUGUUUUUAUUUUCGCAUAGUAGGCUGGGAUCUCAAUAGUUUGGCUGGCUCCCAAUACACAUAGUAUGUAAUGCAGUUUGGGUGUUUUUUUAAGAGAUAAGAAGUAAGAUCAUCAGUAAAAAGUAAAUAAAGUAAUAUUUUAAAAGAUACAGUACAGUAAACAACUAUACCUAAAGUUUACACAAUUAAGUCAUAGUUAUAAGUUGUUCUAAAACCAUGUGCUGUUAUAUUUUCUGUUGAAAACAAAGGAAGAAAUUGCGGAGAGAAAGAGACACGACAAACAAGUAGACUAUGACUGCAUUUCAAGUCUAAACUGAUCUAAAUUUAUUUUGGUGGUUAUUACUGAUUUUCUCCAUGCUUUAAGAAUUUAUUAUCUAUAUAUGAUUGACAGCUUCUAAUGAUGCCUCCUCAUCAAAGGUAUUAAUACUUGUGGGGAAGGCUGAUGACUUUCAGUUAUGAAACAUGUUCCUGUGUUCAACCCUUAACCUUUUUAAAUGCUGUGCUAUAUAGACAUGCACCCUAAAAAAAUGGCUGACCCAUAAUGAGUAACUAUUGGACAGAACACAUGCUGGGUUAAAAAUUACCCAAUGUUGGGUUGUUGUUAUGCAACCAUGGGAUAUAAUAACCAAAUAGUUGGGUUAAAACAACCCAGCAUUGGGUCAAUUAUAAACCAGCGGUGUGAUCUGUCCAAUAUUUACCCAUUAAGCCAUUUAUAGAGUGUGUAUAGUAAUAUAUACAACGUGCUACAUUUAUAUAAUUUAAAGUGUUUGUAUUCUGUUACAAGUCAGUUUUACUACUAAUCAAAUCAUGCACUUAAAAAAUAUGUUGUACAUGGAAGGAGCUUUUUGAUGUUUUCUGAAUAAUUUGUGUAGAAAAUAAAGUUAAGGAAUUCA